UACAUAGUUUUUCCCAAUUAAAUUUAUACAUAGUUUUUUCAAUUUAUAUUAUUACAUUAAUUGAUUUAUAGAAUAUUAAAAAAAAAAUUAUAACAUGUUGGAGGUAAUGACUGAAUUAAGGAUGAUAAAUUGUUUUUCCUUACAACCAACAAAAGCUGGGGAGAAGAAAAUAAAGUUUCUUACAUAGCUUUAGAAUAAUUCUGGAAUUUUGAGAUCCACAAGAAACAGGCCAGGCAUUGACUUGUGAAGUCAAUCUUCUAAGAAGAUAUGUUGAGAAUUACUGAGAUAAAACAUCCCAGCCACAGACAUCGGCUUACACUGUUCACAAGUAUCCAAACUUCUUUCCAGUGUGAUGGAUGUAAAGAGCAAGGGCUUGAGUCAUGUUACAAGUGUAACAAAAGGAAUUGUAACUUUCAUCUUCAUGAAGAUUGCGCCUUAGCUUCUGGUUAUGGUCCCAUCACUCACCAAUUCUUCAAGAAUUGCAGCUUCACAUUUCAUGGUGAGUAUCAAGCUGACAAUAGAAACUGUGUUGCAUGUGGGAAGAAUGUCAGAGGGUUCAUGUACGAGUCUUCAAGCAACGAAGCACUUGUACUUCACCCUCGCUGUUUGAAGCUCCCACAUAGCAAGACUACUUCUGAUCAUAGGGUGAAAGUAACUCUUCGUAAACAGGUCGGCGUCUCAUUCACGAGAUCAAAGUGUCAGAUAUGCAACAGGAGGAAACUUUCAGAAAAGAUUGAGGGCUGGGCCUAUGUUUCCGAUUGUGGCAAACACCGAUAUCAUGUGGCAUGUGUGAAGGACAUGAUUUUCAACAAUUUGAACAAUGUUCAAGUCCUUGAACCAACUGAAGGAAGCAACACAAGUAUCUUGAGCUUGCAAGUGCAGCAAAGUGUCUUCAAUGGGAAGAAUUUUCGCAAGUAUGGCGGAAAAAUAAUAAAAUUGAUUGUUGAGGUCAUUAUUUCUGCCAUCUUCGGAGAUGCAUUCUCUACCAUUCUUACUCUUGUAGAUGUUAUACAACCAAACUAGUAUGCUUUCUUCAAAGAAGAAUGUUAGGCGGUUCCUCCUUGUGCGGUUAAGUAAGUAGCUGUUUGUUUUUCCUUUUGGAGAAAUUUUCUUCAAAAGUGGAAUAAGAUCGUUUCAAUUUCAAUAUGUUGUUCUGGACGAAGAUAGCUUCAUGUUGACUGGUGUUGUUGGUUUAAUCUGCUUUUCAUUUGCUCGAAUGUGAAGACUCACUUGGUGACUUCUUGUUUUUUCUUUUGUAACCUCUAGCAUUUGUUCUACUUGUGAUCCCAUUAUUUUAUAGUGAGAGUUUUUAAUAAACUAGGAACCGUGGUUUUUUCUUUCUUCA
This is a messenger RNA of Quercus robur (English oak), 1345 nucleotides long. RefSeq lists its product as uncharacterized. Bases 268 to 1023 code for a protein of 251 amino acids. The transcript is spliced from 2 exons. The record is from RefSeq and is a predicted model, not a curated record. Lineage: Eukaryota; Viridiplantae; Streptophyta; Magnoliopsida; Fagales; Fagaceae.